Molecule: messenger RNA, 876 nt
Organism: Entrophospora sp. SA101
Lineage: Eukaryota; Fungi; Glomeromycota; Glomeromycetes; Entrophosporales; Entrophosporaceae
Source: the annotation of a GenBank genome assembly
AUGACGGACAAAUUACCACCUAAUUUAUUAGCACUAUUUGCACCUCGACCUCCACUUCCAUAUGCAAAACCUUUAGAUCGAGAUCCUACAAAACGUAAAGGUCCUCAAAUAUCCGGUGUUGGUUCAUAUGUUUCGCUGUUAAAAAACUAUGACCCAGACUAUGUGCCUACAGAAACUUUUGAAGAGAAAAAGAAAAGAAAGAUAUUAGAGAAAAAACAAAAAGCAGAAGAAGCGAUCAAAAAGGGACUUGAAGCGUGGGACCCUAAUAAAGAUGAGAAUGUUACCGGGGAUCCAUUUAAAACAUUAUUUGUUGCAAGAAUGAAUUAUGAAAUAACGGAAAAGGAUUUACGAAGAGAAUUUGAAAUUUAUGGUCCAAUAGAAAAUAUAAGAAUUAUAAAAAACAAACUCACCGGAAAACCUCGAGGCUAUGCUUUUAUUGAAUUUGAAAGAGAAAAAGAUAUGAAAGCUGCGUACAAAGGUGCUGAUGGCGUUAAACUUUUGGGUCGUCGAAUUUUAGUUGAUGUAGAACGUGGUAGAACAGUUAAGGGUUGGAGACCACGUCGUCUUGGUGGUGGUUUAGGAGGAACUAGGAUUGGGGGCCCUGAUCAAAAUCAAAAAUACUCAGGCAGAGAAGGUUCUUAUAUUCAUACAAGUCAUCCUCCACCAACAAGUUACGACAGGGAUUAUAGAGGUUAUUCACGUGGAAGUGCAGAAAUGGUGGGUAUAGUGGGACAAGUGGUUAUGAUCGCGACUAUAGACGUCGUGGUCGUAGUCGCUCAAGAAGUCCCGGAGCAUAUAGAGAUGAUAGGUAUGGUUCUAAAGGUAGGGAUAGAGAUAGAAGAAAAGAUCGCAGGUAAAACACAAAAAUCAAGUUAA